AUGAUUUUAUUUUUUAGUUUAAUUAAAAUUUUUGAUUUGUUAAUAAGUAAUUUUGUAGAAGCUAGAAUAAAAAUUGAUUAUUGGGAUAGUGAUUAUUCCAUAAACGAUGACGAAUUUAAAUAUACAUUAAUCCCUAGUUCUGUUAUAGUAACAGUUGAUGGUAGUGACAGAAUGGAUGCGGUUAUGUAUUGUAAUGAUUUUACAAUAUGUUGGAAUACAAUAUCAGUAUUAGAAGAUUUUACCGUUUUAAAAAGAGGAAAAAUAAAAGGUGAUUUGUUAUUGAUGUUAGACGAAAAACUUUAUAAUAAUGUAUUAAUGAAUGGAGAUAUUACAAUAGUUUACGAGCAUGGAUAUUUGAAUGAAACAGAUAUAUUUGGUACAAUAAAAAUACAAAUUUUUACCGAUGAUAAAAUUAAAAAUCACUUUUUAGUUAUGAUGGGGUGUUUAGAUGUUAAAUUAGAUGAAAUAAACAAAUCAGUAAAAAUUGAAGGGGAAAUGAAUCUUUCUAAGUAUAUGAUGUAA
Messenger RNA from Hepatospora eriocheir, 522 nucleotides. The record is from the annotation of a GenBank genome assembly. NCBI's taxonomy places the organism in Eukaryota, Fungi, Microsporidia, Hepatosporidae.